GCCACAGUCCGAGAGUUACUACAGCUGCAGACCGGUUCCUCCUUCAUCGUACAUUUAUGGUGUUCUAUCAACCGGCCAACGACGAUUUACAUAGUGACUGGUGAUCGUCCGGUAAUGAGUGAGUGAGGGAGGUGAAAGACGAUAGUGUGCCCGUGACAAUGACUACCGACAGAGAGCCUCCUGUCACUGCUAAACUCCUUCACCUCGUGUUUCUCUCCACCUUCUGGGGAAUGCAGAUAUGGGUCACCUUUAUAUCGGGCUUUGUUAUGGACAACCAUCUAAACCGACACACGUUUGGCUUCAUCCAGAGCCGGCUCUUCCCGUUUUACCUGCAUAUCGGCUCAGCCUGCGCUUUCUUCAACCUCACCAUCUUCGCUAUGUACCAUCCCAGCAACAUGCUGGAUGACAAAGAGGCCUUCCAGAUCUUAAUUUAUUUUGUGUGUGUGACUGUGGCGGCAGUGAACGCCCAGUGGUUUGGUCAGAUGACCUCGGAAAUCAUGGCGGACAUGCACCUGAUUGAGCAGGCCUGUGGAUUGGGUCAGGACAUCGGACUCUCGUCCAAUCGGGAAGCCUACGCCAAGCUCUGCGAGACGGACCCCAAGUAUAAAAAGCUGAGCGGUCGGCUGUGGCUGUACCACCUGCUGUCCUCACUUUGUAACCUCUGCUGUAUAGUGUGUAACGGAUACAGCCUAUAUUACCUGGCAGAAAACCUCACCACCCUCUGAUGAGCUUCCUGCCUUAUAGUGGAGUUAUACUCCCACAGUGGAAUGCAAAACCUUCGGUUCGUGUCUGUGUGACUCCGGCAGCGACAGCCUGCUCUCAGGUACUGGAUGACUUCCUGACAAAUCUGCUCAUUCUUGUUAUGGAUUGUCUUUUUUAAUCUUUGUCAUGCUAGUUUUAGCAUAGAAUAUGUAUAGAGAAUAUAUUUUGUAAAUGUUAUAGAUAACGGCUGUGGAUAUUUAAAUUAAAAAGAUGUUACACUGCACGCUUGGGGAAUGAGAAAAAAAAAAAACGACACGCGACUUUAAAUGAACAAAAAUGGGAAGUGGAAAUAUAUUUUCUAAACGUUUUCCUUUUUCUUUUUCUUUUUUAUUCUAGAAGUUAUGGUUUUCUGAGCAACCUCACUCUAUCACAA
Rhinichthys klamathensis goyatoka is the source of this 1135-nucleotide messenger RNA. RefSeq names its product transmembrane protein 205. Lineage: Eukaryota; Metazoa; Chordata; Actinopteri; Cypriniformes; Leuciscidae. The coding region runs from base 159 to 725 and encodes 188 amino acids. The transcript is spliced from 4 exons. The record is from RefSeq and is a predicted model, not a curated record.